Messenger RNA from Lecanosticta acicola, 3573 nucleotides. The record is from the annotation of a GenBank genome assembly. NCBI's taxonomy places the organism in Eukaryota, Fungi, Ascomycota, Dothideomycetes, Mycosphaerellales, Mycosphaerellaceae.
AUGAACGGCCUGGCAGGCAGCAUCUCGACUGCUGGCCAGCUGUACGUCCGAGCACUCUACGACUACGAUGCCGACGACCGUACGAGUCUGAGCUUCCGACAAGGCGACAUCAUACAGGUCAUCACCCAGCUGGAGAGUGGGUGGUGGGACGGCGUGAUUCACGGCGUGCGAGGAUGGUUCCCCAGUAACUAUUGCGCGGUGGUGGCGUCGCCCUAUGAAGAUGGCAUGGGAAACAGGAUACCCGGCGAUUCAGAAGCGGAAGAGUCGGAGGAGGAGUACACGGAGCAUGCACACGACCACGCUGCGAACGGCGUCGCCAGUCAACAGGAACCUGCGCCUGCGCCUGCCAAUACCCAGGAGGAAGCGGCAUUCUGGAUACCGCAGGCCACCCCAGAUGGAAGGCUGUUCUACUUCAAUACACUCACGGGCGAGAGCACAAUGGAGCUGCCGCUGGAGGCGCCCACGUCCGUCAACGAGACGGGACCGCGCGACCGCACCAACAUCUUCAUUCCCGACCAGACGCGACCGCCCGCCGAGUUCAUGGCAGCGGGAGGAUAUGAGCGUGACGACGAGACCGACUAUGCUUCUGCGUCAGAGGCUGAGGACGCGUCGGUAACACAAGGAUCGAAGGCCUCGAGCGUAAGUAACACUUUUGCACGUGCGGUCCACCUUGCAAUCUAUGUGACACUCACUAACACAGCCAAUCUGUCAGCAUCGACGCAGACGGUCGUAUCUGUCCGACGGUGUGUCACCGGCGACGUCCAUGGAUUCUUUGAGCGCAGCGUCCCCGAUGAGCCGCUCUCGCACAAAUCUUACAGAAGCAAGCAACACGUCGCUUUCGGCCAUGCAGCAGGGGAUCCCGCCGGUUGGUACCACUAUGUCUUCCUUCGCUAAUGCGCCUACUGGCACUUCGAGCACCUCGUUAUUACCGCGGAGGUUCUUCGACGAUGCACACGCUGUCCCGUUGACGUGGAACACACUCGUCGAAGAUAUGCGGCGCGCUGUCCAGAGAUACCGCGAAGUCAUCACCAACGGCGACCGAUCAGAGUUCGUCCACAAAGCUGAAGACAUCUCCGACCAUUUGCGCAUGCUGCUCGCCGCCGGUUCUGGCACCACCGACAAUCAUUCUGGCAAUCCCUCCAUCAUCUCGACAAAUAAGGCAUUGUAUCCGCACUUCAGGGAAAUGAUGUCCAGAUUCUCGAAGCUCGUCCUUUCUUCCCACAUCGCCGCGGCGGACUUUCCCGCGCCGGAUUCUGCACAAAAGUGCUUGCAGGAAGCCGAGGGCGUGCUUCAUGGUGUAUACGGCUUUGUUGAAGUCGCGCGGCAACAACGUGGCGAGGAGAUACCGAGGCUGACGCCUGGCUUUGUUGCUGGCAGUAGGACCGCUGGAAACUGGCAAAGCAACGGCUUGAGCUCCAAGGAUCCUCUUGCCUCGACGUCCUUCAUCGAUGAUGAGCACGAAACCUCCACAGAGGCCUCCGCUGCACUGGACCCUGAGCUGCUGUCUCGACUGGACGACUUAAAACGUCUAAUCGUAUCCAGUAUCCGACGUUUGGACGAGCACUUGGUCCUACGCGAUAAACUGAUCACCCACCACAAGCAUCGGCAGAUCGGCGACGCUAUCAAUAAGUCGGGCUCUCGAGUCGUCGAGGUCUGCCGACCGUAUCUCGCCACCGUCGAAUCCGUGAAUCUUGGUCCUCUCACCUCCGCUUUCCAAACGCCGCAGCUGAACGAUUUCGCCGAGCACAAGCAGAAGCUUUACGACUCCAUCACCGACCUGAUUCUGGCAUGUCAAGUUGUCGCAAGCCCGCUGGGAGACGAAUGGUCGCAAGUUAGGGGUCCUUCGUUGGAGGAGAGGCUGAAUCGCGUCAAGUCGGUGGGAAGAGAGCUGGACACUGCUACCAACCAAAUGUUCUUCUCGCUGCAACUGCUCUCGGAGUUAAUACCUCAAGACUCAUCCAACAGUCAGCAGCAUCGCCUGACGGAUGGCGGCGCGCCGUACGAACAACACAUGAGGAACAGCUCGAAGCACCUUCGACCAACGCUGGCCGAUGUCGGGCAGUCGAAAUCAUAUUCAGAAGGGAGCGGACCGCCCGCGGAAGCUCGCAGCUCAGAAAGCUCAAAGGUCAAGAAAUUCUUUGGAGAGGUGCCGACGACGCCAUCAAUAGCAGGUCGCGACUCGGAGGAAUCGCCGGACUAUCUGAAACUCGACCACGAGGGCGAGAUCGCCUACGAUGCCAAGGUCGAUCCACCCCAGCUUCGUGGAGGUACUCUGACUGGUCUCGUCGAACAACUCACCAGACACGACCGCCUGGACUCUCCUUUCAACAAUACCUUCCUCCUGACGUAUCGAUCAUUCACGACGGGAUCAGAGCUGUUCGAGAUGCUGGUGAAGCGCUGGACAAUACAGCCUCCUGGAGGCCUCGCUGGUCUCGACUUGCAGACUUGGACGGAUAAGAAGCAAAAGCCAAUAAGAUUCCGCGUGGUCAACAUCGUGAAAUCCUGGUUUGACAACUACUGGAUGGAGCCGAACGAUGAUGCCAGUCAACAGUUGAUGCAGCGCGUGUAUGGCUUCGCCAAGGACACAGUACAAUCAACGAGCACACCUGGAGCUGGACCUCUGAUUACUGCCAUUGAGCAGCGAAUGCGUGGCCACGAUGCGUCAAGCAAGCGACUCGUCUUGACGCUCAACUCGCAAGCGCCGCAGCCAAUCAUACCCAAGAACAUGAAGAAGCUCAAGUUUCUCGAUAUCGAUGCAUUGGAAUUCGCCCGCCAAUUGACUAUCAUCGAAUCAAAGCUCUACGGCAAGAUCAGGCCUACAGAGUGCUUGAACAAGACCUGGCAGAAGAAGCUGGCACCGGAUGAGGCCGACCCUGCAGAGAAUGUCAAAGCACUCAUCCUGCACUCCAACCAGCUGACAAACUGGGUCGCCCAGAUGAUCUUGACUCAAGCAGAUGUGAAGCGACGUGUGGUCGUGAUCAAGCACUUCGUCUCGAUCGCCGACAAGUGCCGAGGCCUGAAUAAUUUCUCUUGUCUGACCUCCAUCAUAUCCGCCCUGGGCUCAGCACCGAUUCACCGACUGAACCGAACGUGGUCUCAAGUGAACGCCCGAACCACGCAGACCCUGGAAUCCAUGCGCAAGCUCAUGGGCUCGACGAAGAACUUUUUGGAGUAUCGAGAGGCGCUGCACAAGGCGAAUCCGCCAUGCAUUCCCUUUUUUGGCAUCUACCUGACGGAUUUGACGUUCAUUGAGGACGGUAUACCCAGCAUCAUCAAGAAGACACAGCUCAUCAACUUUGCCAAACGAGCGAAGACUGCGGAAGUCAUCCGCGAUAUCCAACAGUACCAGAACGUGCCCUACGGCCUGCAGCCUGUCCCAGAGCUGCAGGAGUACAUUGUGCGUAACAUGCAGAGCGCUGGAGACGUGCACGAGAUGUAUGAGCGCAGUCUGCAGGUAGAACCAAGGGAGCGAGAGGAUGAGAAGAUUGCGAGGUAUGUCGAGAACCAUGAUUCCGAGGGAACAAAUUACUGACUUGUCGAAAUAGACUGCUCUCAGAAUCGGGCUUCUUGUAG